Molecule: messenger RNA, 1842 nt
Organism: Mytilus trossulus (common blue mussel)
Lineage: Eukaryota; Metazoa; Mollusca; Bivalvia; Mytilida; Mytilidae
Product: protein ABHD13-like
Exons: 7
Coding region: 126-1226 (366 amino acids)
Cellular component (GO): membrane
Molecular function (GO): palmitoyl-(protein) hydrolase activity
Source: RefSeq, a predicted model, not a curated record
GUUUCAAUAUGGACGACGUGGAAUGUUUCCUAAAGUUACAAAACUGAAAGUGUCAAAUCAUAUGUCUUCCUUUCAAAUCUGAAAUUCAAAAACAAUAUACAAUUUUAGUAUAGUAUCUUUUUAGUAUGAGUAAAAAUGUUGAAAUAGCAAAAGAUCUUCAUUCAGAGAAAUCGACAACUGAUUCUGCAACCAGCAUGACCAGGUCAAAGAUGGGAAGAAAACUACAGAUCGUCCGAUUUCUAGUCAGAAUUUGUGUGGCAGUUGCAGCAAAAUUUUGGAAGUUGUGUAGUUCAGCUUUGCUUAUAUUGUUUUUGGUAUAUUGGUUCACUGGCGCCUUGAUAGCUUUAGGAUUCUUUAUAGUGGCUGUGAUAGGUAUAUUUUUCAAUGCACAGGACAUGUUAUUAUAUUACCCAGAGCAGCCACCAAACUCUAGACUUUAUGUUAUGUUACCAAAUGCCUAUCAAAUGCCAUAUGAAAACCACUUUGUGAAUACUAGUGAUGGAGUUAAAAUCAACUUAGUUUUAGUGAAACAUCCAAAGCCAAAUGUUCCGACCAUUAUUUAUUUCCAUGGAAAUGCUGGUAAUGUUGGACACAGGUUGAUGAAUACUCAUGCAUUAUUUGAACAGUGUAAAUACAACAUUUUGUUAGUAGAGUACAGAGGUUAUGGUAAGAGUGAAGGUUCUCCAAGCGAAGGAGGUUUAUACAAAGAUGCAGAGGCAGCUAUGGAUUUUUUAUUAAAAAGGACUGAUAUAGACCGUAACAAAUUAAUAGUGUUUGGACGCUCACUAGGAGGCGCUGUAGCUGUACAUUUAGCAUCACAAUCAUUAUAUGAACGUCAUAUAGCUGUUUUAGUGAUAGAGAAUACAUUUUCAUCAUUACCUGAUAUAGCUAGAACAUUAUUUGAUUUUCCAUUUUUAAAAUAUUUACCAGAUAUAUUAGUCAAAGCUAAAUACAGAUCUAUAUCUAGGUUACCUACUAUCAAAGUGCCAACAUUAUUUUUAUCAGGUUUAGCUGAUAGUCUUAUACCACCCAGAAUGAUGGAUACUUUACAUACUGUAUCUGGCAGUAAAAAGAAAAGAAUUGUACGAUUCCCUGGAGGAACACAUAAUGAAACUUGGAUGUCUCAAGGAUACUAUCAGGCUAUUAUUAAUUUUGUUAAUGAGAUUUUAAGAACAAGAUCGUUUGAAACAGACACUGAAACUAUGGUUAAUAUGACAACUGUGUAAUGAGCAUCAUUGUUACCAUGACAACCAUGUAAUGAGCAUCAUAGUUACCAUGACAACAGUGAAGAUGGCAGAUAUUGCCAUGAUCAUGGCAACCUUGUAAUAAGAUAUUUUGUGAACUGCCUCAGCACCAAAAGAUAUCAAAAAUAGUGCAUAACAUUUGUAGCAAUGAUGUCUAAAAGUUGAAAUAUGGAUAAUAUUUUUCACUACAAAUUGAUAAAACUACAAAUUGUUAAAUAUACUGGAUUAUUGAAUGAAAUGAGGAGCCAAAGUUCCUUGACCUUGAGAAGGUGAAUGAUAGCUCUGCUCUAGGAUUGAAAAUUCAACCACUAAAUUGUUUGGGUUAUCUCCCUUUUGUCAUUUUGAAAAAUCACAUGCAUAUGAAUUAAAGAUGAUAACAAUUACCAAGCCACAUAUUUAUGUGUUUACAUUUGGAAGGCCUUUAAACACCCUAAGCUUAUAUAAAAAAAAUAUUUAAACAAAAAUUUAUUAUGAAAAUCCAAUACAUUUUAUUACUUUAAAAAAAAAAAUGUCUUCAGUAUUAAACAUAUUUUUUAUUGGAUUUUCCAAAUAUCAAAUCAAUAUCUUCAAGCUAUAACUAAUACAAAGUUAGUGUAAG